Coregonus clupeaformis (lake whitefish) is the source of this 1017-nucleotide messenger RNA. Its product is annotated as protein S100-A14-like. Gene Ontology annotation, cellular component: perinuclear region of cytoplasm. Lineage: Eukaryota; Metazoa; Chordata; Actinopteri; Salmoniformes; Salmonidae. The transcript has 4 exons. The record is from RefSeq and is a predicted model, not a curated record. Bases 294 to 596 code for a protein of 100 amino acids.
CAAACUCAUCUUGUCUCCUGUUGUUAUCUUUGGUUGAAGCGAAAAAACAAGCAUUGCGGCACGUACAAACUAUCCAUCGUCGGAUUACUAGAAAGUGUUUUGAUCAUUGCUUUCUCUGACUGACACUGAAGGUGGAAUCCAGAUGCAUUUUUUCUUUUUCUUGAGUGGGAGUAUUUAGGAAUCUUGCCAAAAUGUGACAGAAGCAAUUGAACGCUGAGCGAGAAAAGUAGCAAUUACUGAACGUCGCAGAGAGAAAACUUUACUUUGAAAAAGGACAGCACAAAACGAUCCAAAUGGCAGAACAGCACUCAGACCUGGAAAAGGCCAUCAACACUUUGGUCACAAAGUUCCAUGCCGCUGCGGCCAAUAAAGGUCCAACGCUCCAAACCAAAGAGUUGAAAGGCCUCCUCACCUCCCAGCUGCCCAACUUAGUCAAGACUGGAGGCUCAGAGCAGGGCCUGGGCGAGGUGAUGAGACAGAUGGGUGUGUCAGACGGUGAGGAAAUCACCUUCAAGCACUUCUGGAGCUUGAUCCAGUCGCUGGCUACCACGCAGCAUGAUCUUCUCAGUACUCGCAGAUGGUGUUUGUUGAUAUGAGGUCCAUGCCUUCUGACGGUGGUGUGAGCCAGGGGGAACCAGACAGCCUCAUUGUAUCCCACCCAGUGUCAUUACCCCUUCUCACCGCACUGCUCUCCUCCAACCCUGGACACUCACAUAGUCCUCACCCCCUCCACUACAGGCCUUUUAUGUACAUUCCCCAUGCUUGGUAGUGCCAGCAGUGCUCAUCUCCUAGCUCUAUGCUACUUGGUUUACAGGAUUUUUUUUUUACUCCCUCCCUUACAAAAAUGUCCUGUGGUGAUCCUGUGGUAAUUUUACCACACCCAGUCAAGUAUUCAUGUGGUACUUCUCCUGUGGUAGUGUUGUCCCACUGGGCACUGAUAUUAGUUCAAUGUCUAGUUUUGAUUUACAUUUGGUUUAUUUGUAAACUAACCGUGAAUUCAACGUGAAAUCAACAACA